Molecule: messenger RNA, 3400 nt
Organism: Ooceraea biroi (clonal raider ant)
Lineage: Eukaryota; Metazoa; Arthropoda; Insecta; Hymenoptera; Formicidae
Product: cytochrome P450 4C1
Molecular function (GO): heme binding; monooxygenase activity; iron ion binding
Source: RefSeq, a predicted model, not a curated record
CGCAUAUCGCAGACGUGUUGCAGUAACGAUUUGGCAUCUUCAGUGUCGACAACAAACAUAACGACAUUAAACGAACGUUAUAACUUAUAGAAAUAACAACUCAUUAAUUAUCGAAAUUAGUUAUCUCGAAUAGUUUCAAAGAAUUAAUAUAGUAUUCAAGUGCAUGUGCCUUUAACUUUUUUCUGGAGCGAAAGAAUUAAGCAGAAAUUUCACGAUUUACAUAAUUUACUUUUUAAGAAGAUAACGUGGACUACUUUGGAUUCUUAGUAUUACAGAUAUUACAUAAUUAACAUUUCACAAAACCCAGAGAGACGAAGGGAAGGAAAGUGGACACUAUUUUAUAUUACGCAAUAAACGAUGAUUACCAGCGUAUUACUAUCAUGUGCUGUUAUCGUAUUUUUAUAUUACUAUGUUAUCCACCUUGCAAGAUUUAGGCGUCUUAUCAAUCUUAUUCCGGGACCACGAAUGUUUCCAAUUAUUGGUGACCUUGAAACCAUGUCUCUUAAGUCAUGUGAGGGACUUAUGGAACAGGUAGUAACACGAUUUAAAAAUCAUAACUGCCUUUAUAAAAUUUGGCUCUUUACGAUCGCUUAUAUUACCAUUAGCCAUCCAGAUGACAUGCAGACAUUAUUGAACAGCACAAGAAAUAACGAAAAAGGCAUGGCGUAUACAUUACUUCAUUCAUGGUUAGGAGACGGUCUUCUUCUUAGUAAAGGAGCAAAAUGGCAAGAGAGGCGAAAGAUUCUAACGCCUGCGUUCCACUUCCAUAUAUUAAAAAGAUUUUUUGAUAUCUUGAUCGAGGAAAGCAAUCAUAUGGAGAAAUCAUUGCAAGAUAUAAAAGGCUCGACUGUCGAGAAUUUAAUGUCUUUUGUUAGCCAACAUACCUUGAAUAUAAUAAGUGAAACUUCUAUGGGCAUUUCCUUGCGAAACAUAGAUGCACGUGAACAACAGCAGUACCGCCAAGCAGUUCAUGAGAUAGGAGAAUUACUAUUUUACAGGAUGUUGCGACCGUGGUAUUACAGCGACAUGACAUUUCCGAUGUCGUCAAGAUACAAGGAUCAAGUUAAAUGUCUGAAAGUACUACACGAAUUUACGGAAAAAGUUAUUAAGGAAAGGAAACAAUAUCACGAAUCCACUAAUGGACGAUUUCUAAAUUUUGAAAAAGCUGAAGAAGAUGAAGAAAUCAUAGGAGGAGGGAAGAAGCGACUUGCCAUGUUGGAUCUUUUGAUAGCGGCGUCCAAAGAUACCAAUUUGAGCGAUCUGGAUAUUAGGGAAGAAGUCGAUACCUUUAUGUUUGAAGGUCAUGAUACCGUAGCAAUGGCACUAACUUUCGCUAUAUUACUCUUAGCCGAACACAAGGAUGCCCAGGAUCGUGUCAGAGAUGAAGUCAAUGCUGUGAUGGAAGAGAACGGAGGAAAACUUAAUAUGGCAGCGUUACAGAAUCUGACAUAUUUGGAAAGAUGUUUGAAGGAAACGAUGAGAUUGUAUCCCAGUGUUUUCUGCAUUUUCCGAAAGUUAACGGAAGACGUAAUGAUGCAAUCAUAUCUAGUGCCUGCUGGAACGCAAGUGUAUGUUGACAUUUUUAGUCUUCAUAAAAAUCCUGAAUUCUGGCCAAAUCCAGAAGUGUUCUAUCCAGAUCGAUUUUUGCCAGAGCUGGUGCAAGAUCGUCAUCCUUUUGCUUAUGUACCGUUUAGCGCAGGAUCGCGGAAUUGCAUAGGUCAACGAUUCGCCAUGAUGGAGAUGAAGGUUGUACUUGCUACCCUGGUGCGUAAUUUUUAUUUGGAGCCCAUGCAACGCUUGGCAGACGUUCGACUUGCAGGGAAUGUAAUACUUCGUCCUUCGGAACGAUUACGCAUGAAAUUUGUCCCAGUCCAAGGUGCACACGCAGCGAAAGUGGCGUAGGAACGCGACUUUUGUGAACAUAAAAACCUAACAUGUUCAAAGAAUGAUAAAUCAUAAAUUAUUUCGUGCAUUGUCGCAUGACAUGUAUCAAUAUCACAAAUAAGAUAAUUAUUGUAUACAGAUGAAUGUCUAUUAGGAAUAUGCAUGGUACUUAUUCAAAGUGAUUAUCUUGUUUUGAGUACUUUUCGUGACUAAUCUAAUCUAGGAUAUGAUAAGGGAAAAAACAAUAUUUUUUUAUAUACGUGCUAGACAUUAAUCAAGAUUUUUUUUUCAUUCUUAUAUUCUCGAUAAUAAAAUAUCAAUGUGUAUUUAUUACAAUUUGUAUUGCUCUUGCUGUGUCUCCAAGCUGUCCGCAAGUCUGUGAUGCUCAAGUUUUUUCUUAGUGAGUUCACGUGCACUAUUCUGAACAAAGGAUUACCGGUUACAGUAGUAUCGGUUAACGCAGUGGCAGUUUAGACAACAUUACGUCAUGACUUUUUAUUAUAAUUUAUGGCUUGCAGUCGAGAAUCCACGGUGAGUCGCUAGUCGGCAGUCGGCACCAUAACUCCGAACCGUUUUGAAAUUACACAAUAAAUUCAGCAGGAUAGAAUUUCAGCAGCGCAGGAUGGUUGACGUGACUCGAUAUAACAAGGCAAAGAAGGGACGGAAUCGUCGUUAAAUAUUUCGCAAGAGCGUCCGCGUGCUCUCAUGACUGAUUUAUAAACGGUGACACACGCGUGAUGUGUCUACGUAUUUUACGCGAUGCAGUCGGUCCAGUUGCACUCGUUACUCGCUUUUCACGUGUGGAGAACCAAGUUUUUUGCGAUACGCGAGAAUGAGGGAAUCUCGCACGAGAGACGACAUGGAGAUACCUAAGCGCGAGAGGAUUCUGUGAACAGACGCGCAAACUAAAAGGAAACCAGAGGGAAGUGGCGGACGUGGAGAACCAAGGGAAAGACGCGUAUCGAGAAACACGGCCAAGAAGUGCCUCGGAGUUCCUAUGCGGAAAUUACAGAUACGGCGUGUUUCACGCUCGAACAAAAGCGCCCGGCUAGGAAUGUUGAAAGUACGUGAGCAUACGAGAUGCAAAAUGGAAAAGAGAGCGGCUGUGAUCUUUCGGAGGCUCGGCAGACUGUCGUUAGCAGGAUAAGCGUGGAUACGAAGCAGGUGGUUGAAGGUGGCGGAAAAAUUUUUUCGCGUGAUAAUAGCAAAAGCCCACAAGUUGGGAAAUUGUUUUUACAGCGAAAUGUUAUAAUUAAGUGAACUAGAGUUUAAGCUUUAGUUUAUGUCGAGCUUUGCUUGAUGGAUUGUUUUGGAAAACUAAUUGGAAGCUAAUCAAGGUUUUUGCUAUUGUUAUUAUUAUACUGCAAGUAUAUGCACUAGCCACAUGUUGAAUUAAAUCAUAUAUAUGUAUAUUAUAAAAAUAUUAAUUAAGGAAACUAAUGUAAAUGAAACUAAUUCUGCAUUUAUAAUUUUAUAUGAAUUAGAUAUGAGUUGAAAUUAUUAAAUUUUCUUUCUG